Molecule: messenger RNA, 910 nt
Organism: Glycine soja
Lineage: Eukaryota; Viridiplantae; Streptophyta; Magnoliopsida; Fabales; Fabaceae
Product: pectinesterase inhibitor 9
Exons: 1
Coding region: 107-718 (203 amino acids)
Biological process (GO): negative regulation of catalytic activity
Molecular function (GO): enzyme inhibitor activity
Source: RefSeq, a predicted model, not a curated record
AAAUUAAUAUAUAUAUAUAUUGGACUUCUAACCCCCUUUAUAUGCGAGCUAGAAUUGAAGUUGGCCAUAUAACAUAAUACAACACUAUCCUUGCUUCUUGUUAGACAUGGCAACUACUACACUCAUGAAGCUUGCUUUCAUGCUUCUCAUGAACCUUGUUAUCUGCAGCGCAGAAUCUUCCAUCGGCAGAAAGUCCAAUCCUAACCCAGAAGAGUUCGUGAAGUCCUCGUGCAGGGCAACACGGUACCCUGUUCUAUGCGUCAAGUCUCUGUUGGCCUACGCAAGCGUGAUUCGCCGAAGCGACCGACAACUAGCCACGACCGCUCUGUCGGUAAGCAUAUCGAGGAGCCGAUCCUCCGCAUGGUUGGUGAAGAAGAUGUUGAAAGCGAGAGGCAUGAAGCCUAGAGAAUACAGAGCGGUGCAAGACUGCGUGGAGAACAUUGGUGACAGCGUGGACCGUCUCAGGCAAUCGGUUACGGAGUUGGGGCGGACGGGCGAGGACUUCGUCUGGCACAUGAGCAACGUCCUGACUUGGCUCAGCGCUGCCCUCACCGACGACAGCACUUGUCUUGACGGCUUCGCUGGUUCCGCCAUGAACGGAAACGUGAAGGCUCUUAUAAAGGACAGGAUUGUCCACGUUGCUCAAGUCACAAGCAACGCUCUCGCUUUGGUUAACCGCUUUGCCUCAAGACACCCAAGUGCUACUCAAACUCCUUAACUCUUAUUUCAUGCCUUUCUGUCUUUUUAAAUUUCUUCUCUUGGAAAAUCCUACCUAUGCUACUAAGUCUUUGUAAUAUAGGGCUUUUUUAUAUAUGCUGUAUCUAACUAGUUCCUAUUCAAUAAUUGAAUUCCCUUUUGUCAGACGCAAUUCAAAGAGGGAAAUAAAUCUCAACCGUCAAGGCUUGGAUCA